Molecule: messenger RNA, 2321 nt
Organism: Stomoxys calcitrans (stable fly)
Lineage: Eukaryota; Metazoa; Arthropoda; Insecta; Diptera; Muscidae
Gene: TTLL6B
Product: tubulin polyglutamylase TTLL13
Exons: 5
Coding region: 128-2215 (695 amino acids)
Biological process (GO): protein polyglutamylation; microtubule cytoskeleton organization
Cellular component (GO): cilium
Molecular function (GO): tubulin binding; tubulin-glutamic acid ligase activity
Source: RefSeq, a predicted model, not a curated record
AAAAAUAUACAUACAUAUAUUAACAGAAAAACAUUUAUUUUGAAUUAGCCAAUCCCUUAUAUUGCAAAAAAAAAGCCAACACAACCAUCUUCAGUUGUUGUUAAAUCUCUAUACAAAUCACAACAAUAUGAAUCUUAAAAAGUCAAAAUUUUUUAAACGCAUUCAGUCACUGCGUCGCAUUGCCAAAGAAAAAUUAAGUCGAGAAAAGCAAGAACGCCAUCGCAUCAAUGAUUCAGACUUAGAAGAUAUAUUUUGUGAACGAAAUGGUGGUACUCAAUUAUGCUGCCAGACAGAUAGACGCAAUGAUAAUAUCAUCACCAAUGUAAUGAAACAAUCAUCCAUGACAAAGUCAAAGGCUAAUGGCCUCGCAUCCGAUGCAGCAAAUACUGUGGAAGGUUUUAUUCAUAUCAAUAAAGCAUGUUAUCGUGUGAAGGUGCCAACUCCUCCAACAUUCAAGAAAAAGGAGAAUAUAUAUGAGACGAUGCCCACAAUAAGCUCGAUUAAAGGGAGCAUAUGUAUUUCGAGCUCUCGCUAUUCUAUGAUUGGAUCUGUGGCCAAAUCAUUGGGGUUUAAAGUUGUGAAGGAAGACAAAUUAUGGAAUAUAUUGUGGAGCGAUUCGUUGCCAGGAGUGGAACUCUAUAAGAAUAUGAAACGUUUUCAACAAAUCAAUCACUUUCCCGGUAUGAUGGAAAUAUGUCGCAAAGAUCUUUUGUCAAGAAAUCUCAAUCGAAUGUUGAAAAUGUAUCCCAAGGACUAUAAAAUUUUUCCAAAAACUUGGAUCUUUCCAGCAGACUUUGGCGAUGCCAUGAACUAUGCCAACAGUAACAACAAAUUGAAGACUUUUAUUAUAAAACCUGAUGCCGGAGCUCGAGGUCGAGGCAUAUGGUUGACCAACAAUUUAAAAAACAUCAAUCCCGGCAAUCGCAUGAUUUGCCAGACUUAUAUAGGCAGGCCACUGCUCAUCGAUGGCUAUAAAUUUGAUUUACGCAUCUAUGCGUUGAUAACUUCCGUAGAUCCCUUACGCAUAUUCAUCUACAAUGAGGGUCUGGUUCGCUUUGCCACCAGUAAGUAUGUGGAACCCUCUGCGCAAAAUAACAGCGAUCUGUACAUGCAUUUGACCAACUAUUCGCUCAAUAAACGAAAUUCUCAAUAUGAGCUUUGCGACUCGGAUGACUGUGGCAGUAAGCGGAAAUUUAGCUCCAUAAACAAUUGGUUGCGUCUGCGCAAUUACAAUGUUCCAGAGUUUUGGUCGAAAAUCGAUGAUAUCAUCAUCAAAACAGUUCUAAGUGCUUGGCCCAUGUUGAAACACAAUUAUCAUGCCUGCUUUCCUUGCCAUGAUAAAAUUCAGGCCUGCUUUGAGAUUUUGGGCUUCGAUAUACUGGUGGACUCGAAGUUGAGGCCCUAUAUAUUGGAGGUCAACCACUCGCCCAGUUUUCAUACAAACGAAUCGGUGGAUUGCCAGGUGAAAAAACCUUUGAUAAGGGACACUCUUAUGCUGGUGAGUACGGCUUUGGCGGAUAAAAAGCAAAUACUACGCGAGGAUCGUAAGAGAAUAAGGCGACGCUUGUUGAAGCUUAAACAACAAGUAAAUGGAGCCGCCGCUGUAACGGCCACCAGUGCAAAGGACAACUCCUCAGCCAUUGGCUCGGAAAGUAGCUGUCCCCUUAGUGCUUUGGCUCAACAAAUUGCCUGGGAGGAGAGUCAUAUGGGUAAUUUCAGACGCAUCAUGCCACCAAAAGAUUCAAGACUCUUAAACUAUUACUGUCAAUUCUAUGGCCAAGAAAACCAGGCUUCCAUUUUUGCCGAAACUGCAGCAAGUAAAAAACGGGAGGAAGCUUCAAAAAAACUUCGUCUACAGCUGGAGGAGAAAAGACGCAAGCAAAAUGACAUUCUUCAUCGUAAAUCUCCCAGGAAAUUUGAUGAGCGUCGUCGAAAACGAUCUACUCUGCCGCGUGAGCUAGUUGAAAGGCAGAGACAAAUAACGCUACACAAUCAGGCCCAUUGGGCACCAGGCUUCAUAUCAGCAGCCGAGGAACGCCUACGUCUUAGUCAUAUGCAAAUGAGAAUGGAUCUUUUGAAUGAAAGGAAAAUCUUUCAAAUGAUAUAUGCUAAUCUUUAUAAAGCGGGUACAUUAAGUCAUUCCGAUAUCAUCAAAUUCCCUGAAUUGUAUAGAAACUUGGAAAAUGGAUGUGACAUCAUCUCAAUGCAAUUGUAAUGACAUGCAAAUAAUUGGAUUCCUACAAAUGUAAUACCUAAAAAGCUAAAUUAAAUUUCUGGUCCGAAAACCCAACCAAAUACAAAUUCUGGUUUCUUAAAAGAAA